Messenger RNA from Rhipicephalus sanguineus (brown dog tick), 1863 nucleotides. RefSeq lists its product as uncharacterized. Bases 1 to 1863 code for a protein of 620 amino acids. The record is from RefSeq and is a predicted model, not a curated record. The transcript is spliced from 2 exons. NCBI's taxonomy places the organism in Eukaryota, Metazoa, Arthropoda, Arachnida, Ixodida, Ixodidae.
AUGUGCAGCACAGUAAAGGCGUCGUCAUCGUCGUCGUCAUCCCGCUACACUUUCGACCUCACUGGAGAAGAAAAGCAGGACUACGACAAGUUAGUCCAAGCAUUCGAGGUUUACUGCUUACCUCAGAGCAACGAGACGUUCGAGCGCUACGUGUUCCGGAGCCGCACGCCGACCGAAGGUGAGCCUUUCGAGCAGUUCUAUCGGGACCUGCAACUGAAAUCGAAGAGCUGCAACUUUGAGAACCUCCGGGAGUCGAUGCUGCGUGACCAAAUAGUGUACGGCACAUCUAGUAAAGCGUUGAGAGAAAAGCUUCUAGCCAAAAAAGACUUGACGCUCAGCACAGCUGUUGAGUCGGCCAAGGCUGAGGAAAUCGCUGCCGCACAAACCAAAGCGUGGAGUGAAACCAAGAGCGUAGACGCAGUGACGCAAGACAAAAAGAAGUACCAGCAACACAGGAAGGACUCGCUAGGGCACAGCAAAGAGAGACAUCAAGGAAAGAAAUGCGGCUACUGCGACCGCUCGCAUAGGCCUCGAGAGUGUCCAGCAUAUGGGAAAUAUUGUGCUAGAUGCGGAAAGCAGAAUCAUUUCGCAGUUUGCUGCAAAGCAAGAGCAACGCAUGUGAACGACAUCGCCGAGCGGGAUGACGACGACGAUGACGACGCCUUUACUGUGCUGCACAUAUCUACGGCACGUAAGAAAGCGAGCAUGGCCGAUCGGCGCGACUGGGAGGUUGCGACUCAGAUUUCGGGACGAGAAGUGCGGCUGAAAGUAGACACCGGCGCGCAGGCCAACCUGCUGCCGCGCGGUGUGUUUGACGCCCUGGGAACCAAGUGCCAACCGCAGCCGGCCCGAGCAGUACUGCGCAGCUACGGCGGUGAUGAAAUAGUGCAUAUGGGGAAGGUAUGCCUCCCAGUUCAGAUUGGAGAAGACACCAAGAUAGUGGAAUUCUUUGUUGUGAAGAAAGGUCGGCAGGCGAUCUUAGGACUGCACGCUUGCGAGCAGUUUGGUCUCGUGAACAGAAUUAGAGCAGUCAACAAGGAUGACUUAUCCGAGUGCAUUCGCAGAGAGUAUCCGAAGUUGUUUACGGGCAUCGGACUACUAAAGCGAGAAUACAGUAUGGCGCUCCAAGACGGCGCCCGCCCAGUCGUCGAGCCGGCGCGGCGUGUACCUCACGCAAUUCGACCCCGGUUGAAAGAGGAACUUGAUCGUUUGGAGGCAGCGGGGAUCAUAGCCAGGGUGCGGGAGCCUUCUGACUGGGUAAGCCCACUUGUUAUUGCUCGAAAGAAGAACGGUCAGCUUCGGGUCUGCAUGGAUCCCAGAAAAGUGAAUGAGGUUUUGAAGACAGAACACUUUCAACUUCCACGCAGAGAAGAGAUUGAAAGCGAACUGGCAGGGGCGAAAUAUUUCAGCUCGCUUGAUGCCAACAGCGGUUUCCACCAAAUACCUCUUGAUGAAAAGUCCUCGCGCAUCUGCACAUUCAGCAGCCCAUUUGGCCGUUACCGGUUCCUAAGGCUGCCCUUUGGCAUCGCGUCGGCUCCAGAGAUAUUUCAAAGAACAAUGAUCGAGAUUUUUGACGGGCUACCUGGAGUACGCAUCUACAUCGAUGACAUUUUAAUUUGGGGUGCCUCAUGGGAAGAGCACCAAGAAAGAUUGCACAAUGCCCUGAAAACAGCCAGUGAAGCGGGCCUCACGCUUAAUUGGGAAAAAUGUAAGUUCGGAGUGAAGCAGAUAGACUUCCUUGGAGAUAGAAUAAGUGCGGAAGGCAUCAAACCAAACCCAGAACUGUGGGAGCAGCACUUCUUCAGCAGCAUGGUACCGAGUGGCAACCGGUCGCUAUGCGUCAAGAGUUUUGACCGAAACUGA